AUGAAUUGUGGUUCGUCACGCAAGGAAGAAUGCAGUGAAGAAUGUGCUGUUGGCAAUACUGAAGAAGAAAUGGAAGAAUAUACUGAAAUUUUUGAACAUAUUGAAGAAUAUCGAUCCGAUUCAAAGAAAUCAGCAACCAAAAAAACAAAUAAAAAACAACAAGAAUCAUCAUCAGACACAGAUGAUGACACUGAUGACAGUGAUGAGAGUUCAAGUGAUUCAACAACAUCCGAUGGUGAAAGUGAUCCAAGUAGUGAAGACGAAGAAGAAGAAGAAGAAGAUGAUAAACAAUCAGCUAAAAAUAAAAAACCACAAUCAUCUUCGACAACAUCAGGAAAACAAUCAACAACUAGUUCAACACAUAAGAAUUAA
Molecule: messenger RNA, 372 nt
Organism: Rotaria sp. Silwood1
Lineage: Eukaryota; Metazoa; Rotifera; Eurotatoria; Philodinida; Philodinidae
Source: the annotation of a GenBank genome assembly